This is a messenger RNA of Scaptodrosophila lebanonensis, 2687 nucleotides long. RefSeq names its product enhancer of mRNA-decapping protein 3 (gene Edc3). Gene Ontology annotation, biological process: deadenylation-independent decapping of nuclear-transcribed mRNA; P-body assembly. The transcript is spliced from 5 exons. Gene Ontology annotation, molecular function: mRNA binding. The record is from RefSeq and is a predicted model, not a curated record. Lineage: Eukaryota; Metazoa; Arthropoda; Insecta; Diptera; Drosophilidae. Bases 403 to 2382 code for a protein of 659 amino acids. Gene Ontology annotation, cellular component: P-body.
UACAAUUUAAAUUAGAAAAUAACUGAAAGUCAGAUAAAUAAUAAUCAACGUCGCAGAAUCGAAAGAUUCAGUGGUAUUGCAGAUAUUCUUUAAUUGUGGUGUUGGUGCGUUGUGUGUGUGUGACUUGUGGUGCCUGCGUCGCGCAAAGUAAAAGCGCGGAGCAGAAACUGGAAAUUGCGUAUCAAAAACGACUAAUAGGCAAAUGCAAAAAACCGCCAAACUAAAUCCAUUUAAUCAAGGUGCAAGAUACACGGUGAGGUGUUGCCAAUAAAAAACAAUAAAAACAACUACUACCAAAAUACUAAAAACUCCAAUCGGGUUCUGCAAAUUCAAAAGUAAUUGCAGAAAAUAAAACCGUUCACCUUUUUUCGUCGAGCACGUUGAUUUUAAUAUAUAUCCUUAAUGGAAGAUUGGAUAGGCAGAGCAGUUUCAAUUGUUUGCGAUGAUGAGCUGGGUGUCUUUCAGGGCAUUAUUCAGGACAUUACCGCAUCGGAGAUUACAAUAGUUCGUGCCUUUCGAAACGGUGUCCCUCUGCGCAAGCAAAACGCUGAAGUUGUACUACAAUCAUCUGAUAUAUUGAAGAUCAAUCUAUUGCCAGCUGCAGGACAUAAUGCUGAAUCGCACACGCCCACUGUGAUUAACAAACCGACACCGGUAAAAUUGCCCAAUUUCUCAAACAUACUUGGCGCCAAGCAACAUCAGCAACUCCAAAAACAACAACAAUGUAUGCAACGGGAAAAACAAGUUAAAGGCAGAGGUAAUACUAAUAAUUAUGACAUCAGGAAUGGCAGCGACAUUGAAGGCGCUUCUGGCAGUACAGGCAGGAAUUCCACAUUGACCGAUACAAUGCAACAAUUACAACUCAAUUCAAACACAAAUGGCGCUCAGAGUAAGCCAAGCAAUGUGCAGCAGCAACAACAACAACUGCAACACUCGCAGGUCACCACGCCAAACAGUGUGGCCGCAUUCUUCGGCAAUAUGAUACCGCCUAAGGUAGAGGUGAAAAUGGGCAGCGCUGCAUACAGCGCAACAGGUAGCUGCAUCACUGGACCGAUGGAGAAAUACUUUAGCAGUAGCGCGGAGGGCAGCAGCAGCAGUGGCGUGUGCUGUGAAACGCCUGGCGAAAGUAAACCAAUAGAUAUCAUUGGGAAUGAUGGUGCGCACUGUCAGCAGGCGAGUUCCAGCAAUGGUCAGAAUGCCAGCAUUGGUAGCAGACGGAAUGGAAGUAUGAACAGCAAAAACAACUCUUAUGUUAACGGAAACUGUAACGCAAAUGGCAAGAACAAACAACGCAAUCGCUUGCGCCGUGAGAGCAGUAUGCGACAACAGCAGCAACAAACGUUUGGGACGGAUGCUGAUGAUUUGCCGCAGGAGGAUUUUGAUUUCGAAGGCAACCUGGCUCUAUUUAACAAGCAAGCCAUUUGGGAUGAUAUUGAGUCAACGCAUCAAAAACCAGACGUGGUGCGUCAUUCGGUGCGCGCUCAGCUAAAGCAAGAGAAAAAGUAUAGGCAUGAUGAAAACAUCUUGACAAGCAAGCCACUGCAGCUACGUCAGAUUGAAAGCUUGUUUGAUAGCAGCAAGGAUUUUGUAACCGACGAUGGUCUCAUUAUACCUACAAUACCGGCAUUUGUGCGUAAUAAGAUCGAAUUGAGCGCUGAUAAAGCGGGCCUGUCGUUACAGCGGCAGAUGGAUAUAUUAGCGCGUGGCGCUAGCGAUUUGGCUAUAACGUUGCUAGGCGGUGCGAGGCGUUUAACGCAAACAAAUUAUCACCAGUGGCCAAAGAUUGCCAUCAUAUGUGAUGGUGUAAAUGAUAAUUCGCUCUCAUCUAACAAAACAAUCAACGUAGGAGCGGCAACAGGUCGCCAGUUGGCAUCACAUGGUCUGACCGUGUCGCUUUAUGUUGAACAAGCGCAGCUGUUGGAGCAUAAAAGCGUUGAACUUACUUUGUUUAAAGCUACAGAUAACACCGUCGUACAUGCUGUUGAUUCGUUACCUACGCCAGAUCUUGUACUAUUGUCUACAAACACUUCGCAUCUUUCAGAGGGCGUCAAAAAAUGGCUAAGUGUCAAUCGAGCAUCAGUUCUUGCUUUAGAUCCGCCACCGUGUGGCAUUAAAGAUGUUGCUAUCAAGUACUCAAUAUUACCCAUAUUACCAUUGAAUGGCAUAUCUACAGCAACAAAAACAUCUUUAGUUGCGACAACACCAAGUACUUCAACGACGAUAGCUACCCCUUCAGAAGCAACAGCAAUGUCAACAAGCAAUUGUGGCAGAUUAUUUUUAUGUAAUUUAGGUAUACCGGAAAAAUUCUAUCGUGAUUGUGGCAUUAAGUACAAAAGUCCGUACGGACAUAAAUAUGUGAUACCGAUUCACUCAAAGGACUGAAACACUGAUAAGAACAGCGGAAUCAUCAACGGAACUAUAUCAUGGCCUAUACAAACUAGCACACACAGUUACACUUACAAAAAACUAACUAACCAAUCAGCGUACACUUAUGGUGAUCAUCCGAGUCCACCUUAGUGUGAAUCUAGCUUUUAGCCUCUCAUUAUUAAAUUCGAUAAUUUUAUUAUUAAUACAUAUUAGUUUUUAGCCUUAGAACGUUUUUUAAUUACCAAUGCUGCCCUGGCAAAUGGCCAAAACUGUAUUUUUGUAAUUUUUUGCAUCCAAAUUUUUUUUUAUCGAUUUCCUUG